This is a messenger RNA of Eruca vesicaria subsp. sativa (arugula), 1380 nucleotides long. The record is from the annotation of a GenBank genome assembly. Lineage: Eukaryota; Viridiplantae; Streptophyta; Magnoliopsida; Brassicales; Brassicaceae.
GUUACGAUCUCCCCCCCCCCCCCCUCUGUAUCGUAACUCCUCAUCAGAAUCAAUCUGCUUCCCGAUCUCGAAAUCUCUCGUUCUUCCUCAAACACAAAAAGGGAAGGAGGAAUUAACAAGUUUUGAUUAGAAAGUAUCUUUCUUUAUGGUAUCGGAAACUAUAUUACGUAUGAUAUCACCGUGUUGGAGAAAACCUUCUGUGAAGGGAGAACAUUCUAGUAAAGGAGACGCUAACGGAAAGUGUGAUGGUCUUCUUUGGUAUAAAGAUUCUGGCAACCAUGUCGCUGGAGAUUUUUCAAUGUCUGUGAUCCAAGCUAACAAUCUUCUUGAAGAUCAUAGCAAACUCGAGUCAGGACCCGUUAGUAUGUUUGAUUCGGGUCCUCAAGCUACUUUCGUCGGUGUUUAUGAUGGUCAUGGAGGUCCUGAAGCAGCUCGGUUUGUUAAUAAACAUCUUUUCGAUAACAUCAGAAAGUUUACCUCGGAGAAUCAUGGAAUGUCUCCUUCUGUUAUAACGAAAGCGUUUUUAGCUACGGAGGAGGAGUUUCUUUCUCUUGUGCGGCGGCAGUGGCAGACGAAGCCACAGAUUGCUUCUGUUGGAGCUUGUUGUCUUGUAGGGAUCAUAUGUAGUGGAUCUUUGUACAUUGCUAACGCGGGGGAUUCUCGGGUUGUGUUAGGGAGAUUGGAGAGAGCGUUUAAAGCUGUCAAGGCUGUUCAGUUGUCUUCAGAGCAUAAUGCAAGUCUUGAAUCUGUGAGAGAGGAGUUGCGGUUGUUGCAUCCAGAUGAUCCUCAGAUUGUGGUCUUGAAGCAUAAAGUGUGGCGUGUCAAAGGUAUUAUACAGGUAUCACGAUCAAUUGGUGAUGCCUACUUAAAGAAAGCAGAGUUCAACAGGGAGCCGUUAUUAGCAAAGUUCAGGGUGCCUGAGGUUUUUCAUACACCAAUCCUUAGAGCAGAGCCUGCGAUUACAGUACACAAAAUCCAUCCAGAGGAUCAGUUUCUUAUAUUUGCAUCAGACGGCUUGUGGGAACACUUAAGCAAUCAAGAAGCUGUUGACAUCGUGAACACUAACCCUCGUAAUGGAAUUGCGAGGAAGCUUAUAAAAACAGCUCUAAGAGAAGCAGCCAAGAAGAGAGAGAUGAGAUAUUCAGACUUGAAAAAGAUUGAUAGAGGAGUGAGGAGACAUUUUCAUGAUGAUAUAACAGUCAUUGUCGUGUUUCUUGAUUCACAUCUCGUCAGUAAAAGUGUCUCACGACGACCUCUCAUCUCCAUCUCAGGCGGUGGUGAAUUGGCUGGUGGACCUUCUACCACUUGACACACUCUCACCACAAUUUAUAUAAAUAUUUCUAUUAAUAUACGUACCACUAUAUAUAAACACAUUGCAGA